CCAGUUACCGCUAGCUAGCUCCUCGCUGCUGCUCAGUCUGCACUCAGGUCUUGGACUAGGUGCUUUAUAGCUUGUGCUUUCUUGAUUGGAAGCUUCUUGAUACUCGUUCAACUUGGUAGCUACUUGCUGUAUCUCGAAAAUAUGAGCUCUGGAAACACAUUCUCUAUGGCUCAGUUCCGCUCUCAGUCGCUGUUCCUCCCGCAUAACUUCCGGCAGGUCCUUCGAAACAGCGUUCAAGGCGGGCCUCCCGUUCUCGGAUACGCUGUCUUCGUCAACAGCACGCAACAGCUACGAUCCGUCGCAGCCCUCGGGUUCGACUUCGUGUGGCUCGACCCGGAACACUCUUCCAUGAACGUCGAGACUUUGACCGAAUUGAUCCAUACCGUCAGUUUCGCAAGCGAGGGGCGAACCGUGCCGGUGGUGAGGGUGCCGGGUCAUGGUCAUGAAUGGAUCGCUUCGUCGUUGGAUGCUGGAGCUGGAGGCAUCAUGAUCCCUCAGAUCGACACUGCGGAGCAGGCACGAGAGGUCUGUGCCUCUGUGACGUUCGGAGCAAAGAACGGCGGAACUCGGUCUGUGCCACCGUUCCGUCUCAUUCGAGGCGUCACGGAUGUGGUGCCAGAGGGUAAGACGAUAAUCGACGUCUGGAAUGAGUAUCCAGCCAUCAUAGCUCAAAUCGAGUCUAUGAAAGGAGUCGAGAAUAUCGAGGAGAUCUGUCAGGUGGAGAGAAUAGAUUGCAUCUUUAUCGGUCAUCUCGAUCUUCGUAUCAGCAUGGGCCUCCCAAUGCAACGUGGAGAGGUCGACGAGCCAGAGUACGCCGCCAUCGUCAAGAAGGUGAACGAUACGGCGACGAAGUAUGGCAAGGCUAUCGGCGGUUCUGCCUACCCACCCCGGGUGAAGGAACAGGGUGUGGGGAAACAUUUCAUCUUGAUUGCUGGCGACGCCCUUCACCUGCAGCAGGAUAGGAAGACCCUCGCCAAGGCGCGUGACUUAUUCCAAGAACCUGCACUAGAGCGACAGAAAUUGUAGUUGUUGGACGAAGUGAUAAUGGUUGAUGUGCGGAGACAAUGUAUGGACUUUUCCUUCGACUGUACACUGGCAUCUCGAAUCCAAUAGAUGGUAGCUCUCACGUAUGUUCUCAAUCGUCCAUGGGAGGGGGUCAGCCGCACUGCAACAUUUAGAGUGACUCCAUGAUCUGAUUCAGAUAUCUAGCAACAGUCUCCGCGCCAGCCUUCACCUCCGCCUGAUCCCUAACGAUCACCAUCUCCAUCAUCCUCGCAAACUUGUCCGGGUGCCAUCUCAGCAACGCAUUCCUGACCCUCUGCUUAUGUGACUGUCCUUCCGAGUGAAGUGGUGAAAGUAUAAAGUCUCGUACGUCAAGGAACGUGAUCUCUUCAGCAUUGAACGGUGGGUUGGCCAUUGGCCAUCGGAUGCUCACGAAUGUGAGGAAGCGUGUCGAACUCGUCGUGGUUGAUAAAAUUGUAGUCCAAUCCGUCUCGUAGGCAGUCCAAGCUUCCAAGAUGGCUCGGUCCGACCUUUGUCGACUGCGAGCCUCUCGCUGUGCCUUCUCCUUCCGCUUGUCCUCUUCUCUCGCCCUCUUCUCCUGUUUCUCCCUCUUUCGCCUCUCUUCUCUCUCUCUCUCCUUUCGCUCCCUCUCCAUUUCCUUUCGCUCUUCUUCUCUCCUUCGCUCUUCUUCAGCUUUCCUCAUCGCCUCCCUAAGCUUCGCCUGUCUCGCACGUUCCUCUUCGAUCUUCCUCCUCGCCUCAUGAUCCUUGGUCCUAUAUUCCCUCAGCUCCGCCUCCAGCUCUUUCACCUUGAUAUUUAACAGACCAAUCUUCUCGAUCGACUCCUUCUUCUCCCGAAUAUACCUCUGCUCCGCCUCCACUACCUUUUGCAUCGCAUCCCUCGUCUGCUCCUGUGCAUCCUUCUCCGCCGCCUUCACCGCAGUGAGACUCGAUUCGAGUUUCCGCUUCGCCUGGUCGCUCCGUGAGAGCUGGCCUUCCGCGUUCUCUCUUCGCAUCGUUUCUUCUCGAAGUCGACGUUGGGUGGUGGUCAGAUCCUGCUGCGCCAUGUCCAGUUCUCCUCGAAGCGUCAACGAGAUGUUCUUCUCCGCCUCCAACGACUUCUCCAGACCGGUUCGAAGGUCCUUCUCCACCUUCAGCGUCCUCUGAGCCAUCUCCAACUCGAUCUCUCGAGUCAUCCUGUCCUUCCGCUCAACGUCGAGCUCGAGUAAUGCCGCCUCGCGCGCCGGGACUUCCAGCUGCACUGUAACCUCCAGCAAUUCGUUCGCCUCCUUCGCCUCCUUCAAUUGGUCGCCCAGCUCCUUGGCCUUCUUCUCCUCAACUUCUAUCCGCUCCUCCAGCUCGUCCCUUUCGCCCGUAACCACCUCCCUGGUCUUCAACUCCUCCUCCGACAACGCCUUCAUCCUCUCCAACUCCCAAUCCAACUCUUCUACCCUCCGUACCUCUCCCUCCCACCUCCCCCUCAUCUCCUCCCUCUCCGCCACCACCACCUCCUUCACCGCUCUCAACCUCUCGACCUCUCGCUUCGCCUCACCCAACUGUCUCUCCGCCCUCUUCGCCUUCGUCUGCUCGUCCCCGAACUUUUGCAAUAGCCUAUCUCGAACGUCGUGCGUUUGUUGGAGUUUCAAAGUCAGAGAGGCGAGCUUGGAGUCGAGCGUCAGUUCUUUUGUCUGUAUGUCGGAGAGUGUGGCAUCGGCCUGGUCUUGGAGUUCGGCCUGCACUGAGGUUCGGACGCGAGACUCGAAGUCCUCCAGGUGGCCCUUCAGGUCUGGAUGCGUGUCCGCGAAGUUGAACUUGAACACGGAUCCGUCGUCUCCGUCUCCUUCCUCGGACGAACGGAGAGAGUCGUCGAGGGAGUCGAGCCGGUAAGCGAGGUGCUCGAGCAUGUGGCGAGGGACUUUUAGGGUGUUCGAGUCCUUUGAACUCGAGAAAGAGGACCAGGGGCGGUCUUCGAAGUGGUCUGGAUGAGAUGGUUCGGACGUGACGAGGUCAUGCGAGAGAUCGGCUAGAUCGGAUAUUGUGUGGACGAGCGAUCUGAGGAGGUUGUGUAGGUGCGAGGAGAAGGAGGAUUCUAGGAGGGUGAGGAGGUCCGGCCAUUGAGAUUUGUGUGGCGUCGAGAGCGGUGGGCGUUGUGGCGGAGAGUCGAGCACAUCCUUGGAGAUGAUUUGGAUGGGCGAUGCGAGUUGUGUGGUCGAAUAUGAAGGAGAUGAAGAGGUGAAGUGGCUCGUUGACGUUGUUGGUGUCAGUGUUGGUGUUGGAAGUGAGAAGAUGGAGUCGGAAAGGUCGAUGCUAGUAUUGGCCGAAGACCCGAAUGAGGCGUCGGACAAGUACAAUGGAGGGUGGACGAAGGAAGGAGAAUUCAUGCUGCUCCAAAUUUUCGUGGUUAUAUGACUUUCGUAUCGCAAGCGCUCGCUCCGUGUGACAAUUCAAAGAGGCGUACAAUCUGCUAGCACUUAUAUUGCACAAAGUCGUCGCUAGGCUACCUCCAAGGUGUUCUGAUGUUGUACUCGUGCUCCUAAAGAUAGCUGCUUGACACUUAAAGCAGUAGGUCGUCUUUCGAGCAACUUCCGAAACACCCUUGCGUGCGGUUUACACGUGGGAGGUGUAUAUACUAACGUUGAAGCACAAGUGACGAGAUAUAUUCUUGUAGCGUCCCAGACACGUCGGAGAAGAUACGUUCAGUCUUCAGCAGGGGGAUAUAAGCAUGUACGG
This is a messenger RNA of Stereum hirsutum FP-91666 SS1, 3731 nucleotides long. Its product is annotated as Phosphoenolpyruvate/pyruvate domain-containing protein. Bases 142 to 1026 code for a protein of 294 amino acids. The record is from RefSeq and is a predicted model, not a curated record. Gene Ontology annotation, cellular component: cytoplasm. Gene Ontology annotation, molecular function: aldehyde-lyase activity. NCBI's taxonomy places the organism in Eukaryota, Fungi, Basidiomycota, Agaricomycetes, Russulales, Stereaceae. The transcript has 7 exons.